This is a messenger RNA of Suncus etruscus (white-toothed pygmy shrew), 1789 nucleotides long. It is a transcript of the gene SOWAHA, whose product is annotated as sosondowah ankyrin repeat domain family member A. The record is from RefSeq and is a predicted model, not a curated record. Gene Ontology annotation, molecular function: protein binding. The transcript has a single exon. Bases 11 to 1708 code for a protein of 565 amino acids. Lineage: Eukaryota; Metazoa; Chordata; Mammalia; Eulipotyphla; Soricidae.
CGCACCAACCAUGGCGCUGGCCGCCGCCGCUGCCGCUGCGGCCGCCGGGGUGAGCCAGGCGGCGGUGCUGGGCUUCCUGCUGGAGCACGGCGGCCAGGUGCGCUGCUCGGAGCUCAGGAGCCGCUUCAAGCCGCUGCUGGAGGUCGGGGACCCGCGCGGCCGCGCGGCCCGCAAAGAUCGUUUCAAGCAAUUCGUCAACAACGUGGCCGUGGUGCAGGAGCUCGACGGCAUCAAAUUCGUGGUGCUGAAGAAGAAGAUGCAGCCCUGUUGGGGCCCGGAGCCCCAGCCCCGCAGUGGCCCCAAGGAACCGACCUCACCGUCGAAGAUCCAUCCUGAGCCUCCCGGAGCAAACGAGGCCCCGGAGGCUCCCACUUGGACCUCGCCGCCGUCUCCAGCUGGGCCCGAAGGUGGCACCUCGCCGACUGACCCUCUGCACGCCCGGGGCACCACUGCCUCCCCGCAUGGCCGGCAGACUGCGGAGCCGUCCUCGGGUCUGGCCCAGCAGUCUGGGGGACCCUCCGAGCGCGCCAUGCCAGCCUUUGAGCUCGCCCAAGUCUCCCCGGGAUGCUCCGCAGACGCGGCCGCACCAGCUAGGGACCAGUCGGCGGCGAUCGUGUCCGACGUGAACCCCCAGGUGCCAGAAUUUGGAGCGGGGACCACCCCGAAGCCACCCCCCGCGCCUUUGCGCAGCGCCCCGCCGCCUCCAAAGCCGUGCAUGCUGCCGGUGCGCUGCGUGGCGGCCCCCGCUGCGCUCCGCGUCCGGGCCGAGGAGCACGGCCUGCGGCGGCAGCUGUCGGAGGAGCCGAGCCCCCGGCCCUCCCCGAUGCUGCUUCGAAGGCUGUCGGUGGAGGACUCGGGGCUGGGGCUGGGGCUGGGCGCGGGGCGCUCUCCGCACCUCCGGCGCCCGUCGCGCGCCGGCCCAAGGCUGCUGAGCCCCGACACGGACGACGCGCCCGCCCCGCCGCCGGCCGCCGUGCCGCUGGAGCCGGCCGAGCACGAGUGGCUGGUGCGCGCGGCUGCGGGCCACUGGUGCCACCAGCUGCACGGGCUGCUGCUGCGCGACAGCGGCCUGGCGGCCAAGCGCGACUUCAUCUCGGGCUUCACGGCCUUGCACUGGGCGGCCAAGAGCGGCGACCCCGAGAUGGCCUUGCAGCUGGUGGAGGUGGCGCGGCGAGGCGGCGCGCGGGUGGACGUGAACGCGCGCUCCCACGGCGGCUACACGCCGCUGCAUCUGGCGGCGCAGCACGGCCACGAGGAGGCCGCCGUGCUGCUGGUGAAGCGCCUGGGCGCGCAGGUGCGCGUGCGGGACCACAGCGGCCGCCGCGCCUACCAGUACCUGCCGCCCGGCGCCUCCUACGCGCUGCGCCUCCUGCUCGGGGACCCCGAGCUGCGAAGCCCCGAGGCCGAGGCCACCGGCGGCCCGGGCGGCGGCCUGGCGGCGCGGCGGCCCGUGCAGGUGGCCGCCACCAUCCUCAGUUCCACCACCAGCGCGUUCCUCGGGGUGCUCACCGAGGACCCCAUGCUCCAGGAGCUGACCCGCGGCUUGAGGAAGUCCAGUUCCUUCAGCAAGUUACUGGCGGCCUCCCCGUUGGCACCAAGGAAGAAGACCAAGGCCCGCGGAGUCCUGCCAGCUUUUGGAGAAAUUUCUCGGCGAGCUACUCCCGGGCCUUUCUCGGGGCUGGUGCCCACGCUGCCCCCCACAACCUGACGGGGGCCCUGAGCCUCCCACCUGCAGCCUGCAAGGCGGGCUGCUCCCCAGAGUUGAUGGCUGAGAGUGGCUCCGGCGUUU